UCUAUAACUGGCUAAGAGACCAAGCCCUCAAUCCCUCCAAAAAUCCCCAAUUUCUUUUCCCAAUUUUCUAAGGCAUAGACACCAGGAAGGUGAAUGGAAACUCCAUCUGGAGUUUACCGCUGCUAUCCACUUCCUUUGAAAAGUUGUAGGUAAUACAGUGUAUCUGGUGAACCUUUGGACCUCUCCUAGUUUAAAUAUCUUGGCCCAUCUGCCUGUUGCUUCUCUAGCCUGGCAUCAGGUUUCCAGAGCCCCUUCAGUUGUGUGUCUUCUAAAUGAGAAUAGCCAUGUCUACUUUGAGCAAGAGUGCAAGCAGUUCAAGUGAAGAAGAUGCUGAGCUCAGAAGGGGGCCAUGGACUCUUGAAGAAGACACUCUUCUCAUUCACUACAUUGCUUCUCAUGGCGAAGGCCGUUGGAAUUUGCUAGCAAAGUGUUCAGGACUGAGGAGAACUGGCAAGAGUUGCAGAUUGAGAUGGUUGAAUUAUCUGAAACCAGAUGUCAAGCGCGGAAAUCUCACUCCACAAGAACAGCUCUUGAUUCUUGAACUCCAUUCCAAGUGGGGCAACAGGUGGUCCAAGAUUGCACAACACUUGCCUGGAAGGACAGAUAAUGAAAUAAAGAACUACUGGAGAACUCGGGUUCAGAAACAAGCAAGGCAUCUUAAGAUUGAUUCCAACAGCAGGGCAUUCCAAGAUGUGAUUCGGUGUGUGUGGAUGCCAAGGUUGCUUCAAAAGAUAGAAGGGUCAUCCUCUACGUCAUCCACAACAUCCCAAGUGUCCAUAAUUCCUCAAUCUCUCAACCAUGCCGAUUCUCAGCAGCAUUCAGCAGCAGCACCACCACCAGUAGUAGCACAAGCUCCUGUGCAAGGGCCCCUCAGUAUAAACGAAACAAUCAACAAUUUGGAACAUAAUGAGAAGAAUUCAAGCUCAGAGAACUGCACCAGCCCAAGUAUAUGCUCUUCGGAAUCCAUGAACAUCUCACAAAUCUCUCAAAUUCCAGACUACCCAACAAGUCCUUUUCAGGCCAUGAGCAACAGUGACGAUUACAGCACACUCCUGAAGGGUUAUUAUAAUGUCGACAACAGUAACUAUGAGAUGGAAACCUUCAACUUGGCAUCCAUGUCAGCGCCACAGGGGGACUUCGAAAAUCCAGUUGGGGACUGCCCCAUGGUGGAAAGCAAUUGGGUGGAUAGUGAUUUGGCAGAUAGCCUAUGGAACAUGGAUGAAUUGUGGCAGUUUUGGAAGCUACAAGAGGGGGCACCUAGGCUCUUUUAACUGGGAUAACCCCCAAACAGAUGUUCAUGUUCCAUGCCUGUGACAUAGAUUAGAUAACCAAGCUAUUUUACUAUCAUAUGAUCCAUAAGAAAUAGUUAAAGAUUUUUCUUCCCAGGAAGAAAGAAAAGGAGAAACCCAAUUGUUGAUAGAAGUCCCAUAUGUAGAACUUGUGUGGUAAAAUCAUACUCAGAAGAUGAUUUAUUUUUUUCUUUUUUUGUCCUUUUAGUUUCUUUUGGGAAUAAAUGCAUUUUUUGUA
This is a messenger RNA of Vitis vinifera (wine grape), 1527 nucleotides long. RefSeq names its product transcription factor MYB62. Gene Ontology annotation, molecular function: sequence-specific DNA binding; DNA-binding transcription factor activity. Gene Ontology annotation, biological process: regulation of DNA-templated transcription. Gene Ontology annotation, cellular component: nucleus. The record is from RefSeq and is a predicted model, not a curated record. The coding region runs from base 273 to 1271 and encodes 332 amino acids. NCBI's taxonomy places the organism in Eukaryota, Viridiplantae, Streptophyta, Magnoliopsida, Vitales, Vitaceae. The transcript has 3 exons.